Messenger RNA from Paramisgurnus dabryanus, 5121 nucleotides. RefSeq names its product guanine nucleotide exchange factor VAV3 (gene vav3a). The record is from RefSeq and is a predicted model, not a curated record. Gene Ontology annotation, cellular component: cytoplasm; plasma membrane. Gene Ontology annotation, biological process: regulation of GTPase activity; cell migration; intracellular signal transduction. Gene Ontology annotation, molecular function: guanyl-nucleotide exchange factor activity; protein binding. Lineage: Eukaryota; Metazoa; Chordata; Actinopteri; Cypriniformes; Cobitidae.
AGAGAGGCAGAGAGAGAGACAGACGGAUAGAAAUAGAGAGAGAGAGAGAAAGAGAAAGAGGGAGGGGUGAGCAAAAAUAAGAGGUGAAAGAGGGAUCGAGGAGAGCAGCAGCAUUCGGAUCAGUCACUUACAGCAUCCAGUGAUCUGAUCGCCAGUUAUUCUGCUAUGCUCAGCGGACGCGUGGACGCCAAUUCCGCUUUGGUGUAACGGACGUCUCGGAAGGGAGUUUGACAUACAUGCCCAUCGGAUUUGCCUCAAACAUUUGAUUGUUUAUCACUGGACAUGAUGGAACAUUGGAGACAGUGUGCGCUAUGGCUGAUCAAUUGUAAGGUGCUCCCGGCGAACCAUCGGGUGACAUGGGAGUCCGCUCAGGUUUUUGACCUGGCGCAGACCCUGCGUGAUGGGGUUCUCCUGUGCCAGCUUCUCAACAACCUGAAACCCCAAUCUAUCAACCUGAGGGAAAUCAACCUGAGACCUCAGAUGUCACAGUUUCUCUGCCUAAAGAACAUCAGGACGUUUUUACAUGCCUGCUCAGAGAUCUUCGGCAUGAAGAAAAGUGAACUGUUUGAGGCCUUUGAUUUGUUUGACGUUCGAGAUUUCGGAAAGGUUAUGGACACAUUGUCCAAGCUCUCGCAUACACAUAUAGCACAGCAAACUGGAAUAAGGCCAUUUCCAACAGAAGAAAGUGUUGAAGAUGAGGACAUUUAUAAUCACCUUGAGGAUCUGAUAGAUGAGAAUGGCGUGGAAGAUGAGGAAGAUCUUUAUGACUGCGUGUACGAUGAUGAUGAAGGUGGAGAGGUGUAUGAAGAUUUAAUGAAGGUCGAGCAGGUUCAGCCACAGAAACAGGCAGAGACUGAUGUCAGGAGCUGCUGUCUGAUGGAAAUCAAACAGACGGAGGAGAAAUAUACAGAAACGCUGGACUCUAUAGAGAAAUUUUUCAUGAAGCCUUUGGGACAGUCGCUGUCCAGCUUGGAGGUUGAAAAAGUGUUCAUCAAUAUUCCAGAUCUUGUAAAAGUCCACACAAGCCUUCUGAAAGAGGUCCAGGACUCUGUUCUUCAGCAUAAUGCCAGUAACCUGUACCAGAUCUUUAUAAAUUACAAAGAGAGAUUAGUCCUGUAUGGGAAAUACUGCAGUCAAGUUGAAUUGGCCAUCGCGUGUUUGGAUGACAUGUGUAAGAACAGAGAGGAUCUCAGACAGAUGUUGGAGUUAUGCUCCAAAAGAGCCAAUAAUGGGAAGUUUACUCUGAGAGAUCUGCUGGUUGUUCCAAUGCAGAGGGUUCUUAAAUAUCAUCUGCUUCUACAGGAACUGGUAAAACACACCCACGAUGCCACAGAGAAGAGUAAUUUACGCCAAGCGCUGGAUGCCAUGAAGGAUCUGGCCCAGUAUGUCAAUGAGGUGAAGAGAGACAUUGAAACUCUGCGGGAUAUCGACCAGUACCAGAAAUCAAUAGAAAACCUUAAUCAGUCUCUGCGUAACUACGGGAGGCCGAAAGGUGACAGCGAAGUGCGAGUAUCUACAGUCGACAAACGAGCCAAACAGGACAGGCACCUCUUCCUGUUCGACGCUGCCGUGAUCGUAUGCAAACGACGGGGGGACAACUACGAAAUGAAGGAGGUCAUUGACCUCCACUCUUUCAAAAUCACCAACAACCCGACCUCAGACAGAGAGAACCGAAAGUGGUCUCAUGGAUUCUACCUCACGCACAACCAGGGUCAAAACGGUUUUGAGUUCUUCUUCAAAACCAAGGAGGUAAAGAAGAAGUGGCUGGAGCAGUUCGGCAUGGCCCUAUCGAACAUCUGUCCAGAGAGUGGGAAAAGUAAUUUCCACGAGUUUCGCAUGCACACCUUUGAGACGACCACAUCCUGCAGCUCGUGUAAAAUGCUGCUGAGAGGGGUCUUCUAUCAAGGCUACCGCUGCUCUAAAUGUGGUGCUGGUGCCCAUAAGGAGUGUCUCGGCAGGGUGGACAACUGUGUCAAAAGCAGUGCCGAUUCCAACUCUUUCGGACCACAGAUUGGGAAAACACCCAGAAGUGGAGGAGAUGCAGGUUUGCCCAAAAUGUUGGUCAUCCGAAAUUAUUAUGGCGUGCCCCUUCCCCAUGGUGGCCCGCCACUCAACAUCCAGGUUGGUGACGUCAUCGAGCUGAUCGAGGCUAACGUGCGCAGCUGCUGGUGGAAGGGUAAAGUCCUGGCAACGAAAGACAUUGGCUUCUUUCCAAGCGACGCAGUGAAGCCUUGCCCAUGUGUACCCAAACCUGUUGACUACUCUUCACAGACUUGGUUUGCCGGUCCAAUGGAAAGACUGCAGGCGGAGGCCACGCUGCUCAACAGGAGAAGCAGCACAUACCUGGUCCGUCACAGAAGCAGAGAGUUAAACGAAUACGCCAUCAGCAUCAAGUACAACAACGACGUGAAACACAUCAAGAUCUUAGCGAAGGAGGGAUGCUUUCACAUUACCGAAAACAGAAAGUUCAGAAGCAUUUUAGAGCUGAUCGAGUAUUACAAACAUCAUUCUCUACGGGAGGGAUUCAGGACACUUGAUACCACGCUCCAAUUCGCCUACCGAGAGCCGGAAAACGGAGCAAAUACUCCGUUGCUCUGCGGCCUGUCUUUUCUAACUACCGGCUACAGCUUUGUUCCUCCCUCCGCAGCUCCAUUUUGGUCAGUGUUCACUCCUAAGGUGAUGGGUGUUGCGAUAGCUCGAUAUGACUUCAGCUCCAGGGACACGCGGGAACUGUCACUGCAGGAGGGAGAUGUGGUUAAGAUCUACAGUAAAACUGGAGCCAAUGGCUGGUGGAGAGGAGAAGUCAAUGGGCGGGUGGGCUGGUUCCCAUCCACCUAUGUAGAAGAAGCAGAGGAGUGAACGUCUGAAUAAAAGUGAAAUGCGAUGAAUAACACAAGGCAGUUUGCCUGGACUGAGCCGAAAUGGCUACUGGUUGGCCGGUGCUAUCUCUUUUUUCCUCUAUGAUGGUGCUGAACUGGAAGGCGUCGGAGGGCACACAUUGGGGGUUUGAUAAAUGAAGGACUGUCUCUUAGGGAGAAGAUUAUCAAACGUAACCCUCGGAUGUCAUCCGUCAGGAAUUCCUGCACAGGAUCGGACUAUGAGCUGUUUUUAUGUGUGCUUGUAAGGGACAGAAAUACACAUAUUUGUCCUUACCCACCCAAAAGGUUUUUCACAAACACAGGCCACCUCCCAUUUCCACCCAACUGUUCAUCUCAGAUUAAGAUCAUGGCGUCCUGGCAGGAUUUACCAUGUUGGCACACAAACACGGUGGUAAUGGAUUGCCUGUUUCCUUCCUACGACGAUCUUUCAAUUUCAGAGUUCUGCACUGAAGGAGCGCUUGUUUUGUACAUCGCCGUGUUUGUGUCCUUAUCCCGCAGAUGUAUUGCUGGGUUGUCACGCCCCGUUUUCCUGAUUUGUGCCGGGGAGACGUUCAGCGAGAUGUUGGCACCAACCAGGCAGUUGACAGUAAACAAAAGCGUUCGCAGUGACAGGCCUGUAAACAGCUUUUUCAGCACGAGCCCACCGCCCUGGAUACAUCGUGUCGCUUUAUCCAGAAGGAGGGAUCCUGUUAGAUACCGCAGGCGCUGCCAUCUCAGUCAACUAAUGAGAGGAUUCACACACAUUUACAGGAAAAAUGAACAAUGAUGGGAAUUUACUUUUACUGUAUAUUCACCCAGUAGACCUGGUAGAUCUUAUCGAAAUGGGCUUUUAAAUAACUAAUGUUGAUAUCGAUAUCUAGAUAUCCGGCUGGUCUCUAAAGAUGAAAUGUUAAAUAUUUCUGCGUGCGUAGUCUUAUAUUGAAAUCAUCCUCAGUUGUAGGUCUCAUUCUCUCCAGGUUUUUCAGAAAUGUUACGAACUAUGAAGAUGCUUCACCUGCCUGCAGCUAAACAUAGACGUGUGUGCAAAGCUCUAAACUGAUAAAACCAGAUGAAAUGAAAGCACGUUUAGACGGCGGUUUUAAUAGGGAAAAGGUCAUGUCAGGAAACACUCAAAGUGCUAGUUUGUCUCAGAUGGUUAGAUGAAAGCGUUCUCGCGAAGAAUAUUUAUUUAUUUGCGAUCUAAGAAGAGACCUUGACAGGAAAACGCAUUCGCAGUUUGAGACAUACAGAACAAAUGCUUGAUGAAAGAAACAACUUGCAUGAACUCAAAUAUACGCAUAUGUGCCUAUACGCCUCUCUUAUUGACAAAAUGCAUUCAGUAGACACAAGGACAGACAUUUUAAUGCUUCUAACGGGUUUUUUUUUUUCAAAGAAUUACAAAAUAUAUUGUACAUUUGUAAGUGAACUUCUGAUUUUGAGCAAGAAUAGUUUUUUAUUUAAAUUCAUGUAUAAUGAGAAUACAUAUUAGACGAGUAUUUAUUUAUUGACAUCUGCGAUAUAUGAUUCAUAAACAUCUGUGUUAUAUUGUAUUAGGUGAAAAUUGUAUUGUUGUCGCUGCACUUUUGUCACAAUGUAGUGCAAAGUAACACCACUAGGGGGCAGCAGCAUUACCAGAUGUGUCACUCCCUUUUCUUUACUUUACUUUUGAGAUCUUAAUACACGUCUUUAUUUUUCAUUUUCCACAUUAUAAUACUAUCAUCAAGUCUUCUUAGGAAGUUCUUUCUUAUAGUCAUAGUGUAAGGUGAUUGUGGUCCUCAAAAAUGUGCACUUUCCAAUAAUAAAGAGUAAGGGAUGAGUUUAGGGUCUGUGAUCUAUAUUACAUUGACUUCUGUCAUGGGAAAUGUAGUUUUGUAACAAUAACACAAGCCUGUUAAGUUGAUAAACAAGCGACAUACCAAUAAAUCAAAUAAAUUGGCUUAUAUUCAAAAUUUGUAACAUUAGUUAAUGCACAGUAAACUAACAUGAACAGUUGUAUUGGCCUAACAUUAACAAAGAUUAAUAAAUGCUGAACAACUAUAUUUCUGAUUGGUAGUUCAUGUUAGCUAAUGCAUUAUUUAUUGGUUGGUUCAAAAUGGGACAAACCCAACUGCUGGGUUAAAUUAACCCAGCAGCAAAUGUUAAUAUUUUACCCAACAAUGGGUUACAGGGACAUUCCAGUUUUUAAAAAAAAAUUUGCUCAUUUUCCAGCUCCCCUAGAGUCAAACAUUUGAUUCUUACCGUUUUGGAAUCCAUUCAGUUAAUC